Messenger RNA from Bicyclus anynana (squinting bush brown), 5779 nucleotides. RefSeq lists its product as uncharacterized. The transcript has 21 exons. NCBI's taxonomy places the organism in Eukaryota, Metazoa, Arthropoda, Insecta, Lepidoptera, Nymphalidae. Bases 769 to 5247 code for a protein of 1492 amino acids. Gene Ontology annotation, molecular function: iron ion binding; FAD binding; oxidoreductase activity. The record is from RefSeq and is a predicted model, not a curated record.
ACAGGGUGAUUCGGUCUUUAGUGCGGAUAUUUUUUUUCGUGGUUCUGUAUCAUUAAUAGAACAUAAAUCUACAAACAGUUCGAUACAUUUUAUGUAAUAUUUUUUUUUCAAUUUAUGUCUCAGAAAUAACAAAAUAAUGGACACAUUACCAAACAAACUGCGCAACUGCUGGCGGCACUUUGCAAGACGCCGACAAAGAAAUACCGGCCGUAGGCAUAUCGUUUCGGCUUCGGCUGACGGGGGCGGCAGAGGUGAGGGGAUCGAAAAAUCCCUGAGGACGCCUACCGAAUUGCCGAUGGGCGACCAGUGACAGACAAUCUGCCGUCGCGUGCGCAUUUAAGUUACCUAAUUAAUAAAUCGCAUGUGCAAGCCACUAUGUCGGGAUUUUCAAAUCGCGAAUAUUACGAAAUGAUGCGACUGUAUUGUGUUCCUAGGCUACGAGCCCAAGGAAUCCUGAACCCCGCAGUGCCUAAUGUGAGGAACAAGUGUUUUAAAUAAACUAAUUUAUUAAAACGUGUUCGGUUGUGCCCUGAAAGGAAUGGACUUCAUUUCGAACAAUUGUUAAAAUACAGUGAUUAACAUUUUAAAAUUAACAAAAACAAACUUAUUGGUGGUGAGGUGCGCUCCACCACCACUCUGCUGGACUACCUGCGCCGACACCUGGAGCUGCGCGGCACCAAGUACAAAUGUCUGGAGGCGGGCUGCGGCGCGUGCAUCGUCAGCGCGGUCAAAUGCCACGGCGAUGCUCCUCAAGGCGUGAACUCGUGUAUGGUCAUGAUAACCUCAUGUCAAGACUGGGACAUUACAAGUAUAGAAAAAGUGGGCAACAGAUUGGAAGGAUAUCAUCCGCUGCAGACCACGCUAGCGGCUAAGGCUGGCUCGCAAUGUGGCUACUGCUCUCCGGGUAUGGUCAUGAAUAUGUACAGUUAUUUGAAAGCAAAGCCACGUACAAUGUUAGAAAUAGAAAGAGCUUUAGGAAGCAAUCUAUGUAGAUGUACGGGGUACAGACCAAUACUGGAGGCAUUCAAAACUUUUGCCUCAGAUUGUCCAAAACCAAGCGACAUAUUGGAUAUUGAAGACUUGAAAAUAUGCAACAAAUCUGGAGAUUUGUGCAUCGAGUCAAAAUGUGAAAAUUCCGAAUGGUGCAUUGUACCCAAAAAGAAUAAGGUCCUAUAUAUAAAACUAAGUGAUGAUAGAGAUUGGUUUAGAGUGGACGCUUUGGAUGAAGUGUUUAAUAUAUGGCAAGAAAAAGGAACGGAAUCUUAUAUGCUUGUCAAUGGAAAUACAGGAAAAGGAGUUUAUCCAAUAUUGGAGUAUCCCAAACUGUUGAUAGAUAUAAGUGAUGUAUCAGAGCUUAAAGGUUAUUAUUUAGAUCAGAAUUUGGUGCUUGGAGGUGGAACGACGCUAUUUGAAGUUUUGGAAAUUUUUAAAUCUUUAGCUAACACGGAAAAUUUCACUUAUCUUAAAGUAUUGUGUGAUCACAUUGAAAAAGUUGCUCAUGUAACUGUAAGAAACGUAAUUGGUGGUGAGGUGCGCUCCACCACCACUCUGCUGGACUACCUGCGCCGACACCUGGAGCUGCGCGGCACCAAGUACAAAUGUCUGGAGGCGGGCUGCGGCGCGUGCAUCGUCAGCGCGGUCAAAUGCCACGGCGAUGCUCCUCAAGGCGUGAACUCGUGUAUGGUCAUGAUAACCUCAUGUCAAGACUGGGACAUUACAAGUAUAGAAAAAGUGGGCAACAGAUUGGAAGGAUAUCAUCCGCUACAGACCACGCUAGCGGCUAAGGCUGGCUCGCAAUGUGGUUACUGCUCUCCGGGCAUGGUCAUGAAUAUGUACAGUUAUUUGAAAGCUAAGCCACGUACAAUGUUAGAAAUAGAAAGAGCUUUAUCGAGCAAUCUAUGUAGAUGUACGGGGUACAGACCAAUACUGGAGGCAUUCAAAACUUUUGCCUCAGAUUGUCCAAAACCAAGCGACAUAUUGGAUAUUGAAGACUUGAAAAUAUGUAAGAAAUCUGGAGAAUUAUGUUCUGAAUCAAAAUGUGAACACUCCGAAUGGUGCAUUGUACCCAAAAGGAAUAAAGUCCUAUAUAUAAAACUAAGUGAUGAUAGAGAUUGGUUUAGAGUGGACACUUUGGAUGAAGUGUUUUAUAUAUGGCAAGAAAAAGGAACGGAAUCUUACAUGCUUGUCAAUGGAAAUACAGGAAAAGGAGUUUACCCCAUAUUAGAGUAUCCUAAACUUUUGAUAGAUAUAAGUGAUGUAUUAGAGCUUAAAAGUUAUUAUAUGGAUCAGAAUUUGGUGCUGGGAGGCGGAACUACGCUAUUUGAAGUUUUAGAAAUUUUUAAAUCUUUAGCUCACACUGAAGGUUUCACUUAUCUUAACGUUUUGAAUGAUCACAUUGAGAAGGUUGCCAAUAUAACUGUUAGAAACCUUGCCACUGUGGCUGGAAAUUUAUCUCUAAAGAAUCAACAUUCUGAUUUCAAGUCUGAUAUAUUCCUACUUUUUGAAACUGUUGGCGCGUCGGUUACUAUACUAACGGGCCCUGGAAAUAAAGUGGUUUUAACAAUGCAAGAAUUCCUCAUAGAAAAUAUGAGAGGUAAAAUAAUUCUCAACGUUCUGUUACCGCCGCUGAGUAAUGAAUAUAAAAUAGCGACGUUUAAGAUAAUGCCACGUUCUCAAAACGCCCAUGCUCUAGUACACGCAGGUUUUCUGUACAAAGUUGAUGAAACAUUUACAGUUAGUGAAAGUAGGAUUGUCUACAGUGGUCUAACUUCAACUAUUACUCGUGCAUAUGAAACUGAAAUGUAUUUGAAAGGCAAAGUUCUUUUCACAAAUGAGACUCUGCAGUGUGCAUUGGAUAUAUUAAAGAAAGAGCUUGUAUUUGUUAAACAUUUGCUUGAUCCACCAAUCGAAUAUAAACUUCAAGCAUCUUUGGGGCUUUUCUAUAAGGGUCUUUUGGAAUUAUGUCCCCCAACUCUACUAAAACCAACUUAUUGUUCUGGAGCUAUCAAGUUAAGAGACAGCAGACCUGUGUCUAAAAGCCUUCAGGUGUUUGAAACGAAUCCAGCAUUGUGGCCUCUCAAUGAACCUAUACCAAAAAUUGAUGGACUGAUACAAUGCGCUGGGGAAGCAAAAUAUGCCGACGAUACGCCAUCUCUCUCAGGGGAAGUGUUCCUUGCGUUUGUUUUAGCUAAAGUUCCACUUGGAACUAUACAAAAAAUUGAUCCUUCUAUAGCGUUGAGUGAACCGGGGGUUAUAGCGUUUUAUUCAGCGGCGGAUAUUCCAGGAGUAAACAGUUAUAUACCAGCACCUAAUAUAUUUAACUUAACUGACGAAGAAUUAUUUUGCAAUGGUGAAGUCAAAUACUAUGAUCAACCUGUUGGUGUGAUUGUUGCUGAAUGUGAAAGUAUAGCCAAAAAAGCAGCAAAUUUAGUACACAUUGAAUAUUCAAACAUAAGAAAACCCGUCAUUGACAUAAAAAUUAAUAAAUAUGAUCCUAAUAAAUAUACCGUAUUUUCUAUACAUCCAGCAACUGAAGUAGGUCCUGAUACUACAAAAGUAAUAAAAGGAGAAGAUACUAUUUACUCACAAUAUGCAUUCACUAUGGAAACAUUAGCAUGCGUAGCGUAUCCCACUGAAGAAGGAAUAAAAUUAAUAUCUACAACGCAAUGGAUGGACUUGGUGCAGCAAGCAGUUGCAAGGGUUCUUAUGAUAGAUGAAAACAGAGUUGACGUUUAUGUACGAAGGAUUGGUGGUGGUUAUGGCUACAAAAUAACUAGGUCAGCACAAAUUGCUGUAGCUUGUAGUCUGGUGGUCUACAAACUAAACCGACCCUGUAGAUUCACCACCCCUAUCGAUGUCAAUAUGAGGGCUACAGGAAAGCGUUUACCAUGUUCCAGAAAUUAUGAAGUCCACGUUAAUUCAAAAGGAGAAAUUCAAUAUUUAAAAGAAGAUUUAUUCAGUGACAAUGGUUAUGUGUACAACGAACCUCUUAUGCAAUUUGCCGAUGAUAUUUACUAUAACUGCUAUAAAAAAACACGAUGGGGCCAUACGGGAUAUAAUGCUGUAACAGAUACCGCAUCCAACUCUUGGGUCAGAUCUCCUGGUACUAUAGAAUGCGUAGCGAUGGCUGAAUUAGUGAUUGAACGUAUAUGUUAUGAGUUAAAUUUAGAUGCACUUGAAGUCCGUUCAAAAAAUUUAGAUACAGAAUUAUACAAGGACCUGUUAGAAUUAACAGACACAUUGAAAACAAACUCUCACUAUAACGAAAGGAAAGUUAAAGUUGAUGAAUAUAACAAAAACAACAGGUGGAAAAAACGUGGUUUAAGAUUUAGUUGGCUUAGGUGGCCAUCUAAGGGAUCUCAAACCUUUGAGGUAAAUAUGUCAGUUUACUCAGACGACGGUACAGUGUCCAUAACUCAUGGGGGCAUUGAAAUGGGUCAAGGAAUAAACACUAAAGCAAUUCAAAUAGCUGCAUACUUCCUAAAACUACCGGUGGAUAAGAUACAGGUAAAGCCUAAUGAUACUAUGGUUGCUCCUAAUGGCAUUGCCUCUGGAGCUAGCGUAACAUCUCAAAAUAUAGGAAUAGGUGUGCGAAGGUGUUGUGAACAACUUUUGGAAAGACUUGCCCCUAUACGCAUUCAGUUGGUUAACCCAACUUGGAAGGAGUUAAUUAAAGAAGCGUACAAUCAACAAGUUGACCUGCAAGUGCAUUAUUAUACAAGCAUGAAAGAUUUCCAACAAUAUGACGUUUAUGUAGUUACAUUGGCUGAAGUUGAAAUAGAUGUUUUAACAGGAGAACAUACAAUACUACGUGUUGAUUUAAUUGAAGAUGUUGGUCGAAGUGUCAACCCUGAAGUAGACCUUGGUCAAAUUGAAGGGGCUUUUAUUUUCGGCCUCGGAUACUGGACAAGUGAACAUCUAGUAUAUCACCCUGACACCGGCGAGUUACUAACUGACCGUACUUGGGAAUAUUGGAUUCCUCAAGCUCUAGAUAUUCCACAAGACUUUAGAGUAUAUUUUAGGAGGCGGUCGUUCAGUAAUGAAGUUAUUCUUGGGGCAAAAGCAACGGGAGAGCCAGCUACGUGUAUGGGAAUAUCAGUAGCUUUCGCUUUGAGGGAGGCGAUAUCCCUGGCGAGGCUUGAGUCCGGGAUACCCACUACUCAGUGGUUCCAAAUAGAUGGACCAUUCACAGUUGAUAAAAUAUGCGUCGCGUGUGAAACGCAAUGUGAAGACUUUAAAUUUUAUUAGUUUAUAUUACUAAAUUUAAUUUAAUUUAGUAGGUAUAACUUCGAUAUUAUGUUACGAGGGUAGUCAACACGGUUUUUGAAACACGUGGAGCUGCUCGCGCAUCCUUUAUUGUGAUUGUGCAUCUAUGCUUUAUCAAUGAAUGCACAACGAAUCUUGUUUUUGAAGUUGACAAUGGACAAAGAACUGACCGAAGAAAAGAGAUUAUAUUCAUAUUUCAAACGUGACAAAAUGGAAAAAAAGGUAUCUUUUUUUACAAUAUCUAAUAGAUAUCUAAACCAAAAUGUGGUCACCCAGAUAUUAUUUUUUAAAAAACUUAAACCUGCGUCUAAUGAAGUCUACCAGUCCAUAUCGAGUUGUUAACUAAUUUGUUCAUUCACUCGUAUAAUUAAUGAUAAUGAAUAGCGUUGAUUGAUGAGUGAAGUAAGCUACUAACAUUAAUUAUAUUGGGUUCAUUAUUUCUUUUAAGUUUGCUAAACCGUCAGUAUGUUGAAGCCUCAAAAGGUGUAGGGAUAGGUUAAGGGUAAAAGGUCAA